UUUGCAUGAUAAAAUUAUGCCUAAAAGUAACUAAUUAUAUGAUUUAAUAUCACUAGACGGAGUAAUACUGUUCUUUAUUUACCCCACACUACUUUCACACACACCCCUCCGGAUGUUAUGAGGUGAGCGAGGCAAAAAUAGCUCUUACAUGUGUUCGCUGUGACCGAGCCCCUCUCCGCUUGGCUCUGUCAAUCACAGGACAAAACAAGAUGGCAGGCUACAGGAGCUGGGUCUUCUUUUUAACAGUUUGUGCUGUUAGUUUCCUUGGGGCCAAUGCAGAGAUCAAAGUUACCAUUCCUGUGGGGAGGUUAUUUACAUAUGAGCUGCUGAGAGAGACGUUCCAGAAUGACUUUGAACCUUUGUCAAAACUUUACGCUGGCCGCUUGUAUGAUGACCCCAUGGUUUUUAAGUGCAACAGGCAGAAUUUCCCAGACCUCCCAGAGUGGCUUCGCUUCACCCAAAGACACCCUUACGAUAACGGCUUCCUGUACGGCACGCCAACAUCUCCAGGAAAAAGUAUAAUUGAGAUCUACGCGAUCAACAAACGGAGCUAUGAAGCAGCCAGACACAUUCUCGUAAUCAAAGCCACUGCAGAGAAGAUGCUGCCCUAUCAAGCAGAGUUCUUCAUCAAGCUGAGGGAGAUUGAGAAGGUGCUGCCCUCUUCUGUCCAGGAUGAGAUAAAGCAGGACUUACAGAAGCUGUGGCAGACAGAGGCGUUGGAAAUUGUCAAUAUAACCAACGCCCUCGACCGCGGCGGCAGAGUUCCCCUCCCUCUUGCAGGACACUUUGAAGGUGUGUAUGUGAAGGUGGGGUCGGAGCAGUAUUUCUCACGUUGUCUCUUGAGCGUGAUGACAGCAGAGCAUCAAAAGCAGUGUGCCACAGGGGCCAAAGUCAAAGUCCCCGGAGGCUGUAACUUCUGCAACAUUCCCAGCAACUGUAUCACCUGGUGCAAGACGGAGCUGAUUGAUCUCACAAACCAGGAGCCGGCUCCACCUGCUCCCACGAUGGGUUCUGGGAUUCUGGAGGAUGGAGGUGACUUUGACCCGCCUGAGUCUCCCCCGAGAAGAGACUUCCUACCGGACUACAUCGUGACAGUGAUCGUGCCCCUGAUCCUCGCCAUCAUCCUGUGUCUCCUGCUGGCCUACAUCAUGUUUGGCAGACGAGAGGGAGUUGCAAAAAGGAAUGCAAAAACAGACCAAAUUCAGCUGUACCACCACCACACCAUUCACGGGAACAGCGAUGAGCUGAGGAACAUGGCUGGAGAGCGUGGCGCUCCUCCACCUCUGUCCACGCUGCCCAUGUUCAACAGCCGGACCGGAGACCGGGCUCCUCCGCUGCAGUCUGACAGCCCCACCAUCCCCCUCAUAAUGGCCCAGCAUGAUCCUUACAGUGACACACUGCCCAGGAAAUGAGAACAGCGAUGGAUUAAGCGUGUGAUACACAGAGUGUCAUUUAUACAGUCUGUGGUUCUAUA
Etheostoma cragini (Arkansas darter) is the source of this 1474-nucleotide messenger RNA. It is a transcript of the gene sgca, whose product is annotated as sarcoglycan, alpha. Bases 210 to 1412 code for a protein of 400 amino acids. The transcript is spliced from 11 exons. Gene Ontology annotation, cellular component: sarcoglycan complex; membrane. NCBI's taxonomy places the organism in Eukaryota, Metazoa, Chordata, Actinopteri, Perciformes, Percidae. The record is from RefSeq and is a predicted model, not a curated record. Gene Ontology annotation, molecular function: calcium ion binding.